AUGAUUGCAAAUCCCACACAAAAAAUCCCUCGACUCAGUCAGACUACGGAAACCCUCACCUCCGCUGAGCGGUGGCAAGCCAUAACCAAGCGUGAUACCACAGUGAACAGCUUCGUCUACGGUGUCAUCACCACAAAAAUCUACUGCCGACCAUCUUGUGGUGCCCGUCUUGCUCGCCGAACCAAUGUCAAAUUCUACAACACUCCUUCCCAAGCCGAGAAUGCAGGUUUCCGGCCCUGUAAGCGCUGCCGGCCACAGUUGGACGGUACCGCAGUGCAGAGUAAUCCCCAAACAGCAAUGGUCAAGAAAGCAUGCAAGGAAAUCCGGGAAAAAACUGCUGCAGGACAAAAACCCCGAUUGAAUGAACUGGCGGCUCAGGCAGGGCUGACACCAAGCCACUUCCAUCGGGUGUUUAAAAAGUUACUCGGCGUUACGCCGGGUCAGUAUGCUAUUAGUGUGACUCGGAAUGGAAGCUGUGCUUCAGGCUCUUUAUCACCAGAGACUUUGUCUGAGUUUGAAACACCACCCCAACAACCAUCGCCAUUGAGGGUAAGGGGAUUGGGGACGAAGAGGGAUUGGGAUUUUGAUGUGGAUUUAGUGCGAGGCAGCGCGCUUCCUGAGGGAGCGGCUCCGCUGGAUUCCCCUGUCAUCAUGGACUAUUCAUGGAAUGAGUUUGAUCUUUUGUUGGCGGCUGAGGAACAAGGGCGGCUAGAGCCUUGGGAAGCUUGCUCUAUUGAUCCCCGGAUUCUUUGA
Penicillium malachiteum is the source of this 753-nucleotide messenger RNA. RefSeq names its product putative DNA repair and transcription factor Ada (gene mpt). Gene Ontology annotation, biological process: DNA repair; regulation of DNA-templated transcription. The coding region runs from base 1 to 753 and encodes 250 amino acids. The record is from RefSeq and is a predicted model, not a curated record. Gene Ontology annotation, molecular function: DNA-binding transcription factor activity; sequence-specific DNA binding; methyltransferase activity. The transcript has a single exon. NCBI's taxonomy places the organism in Eukaryota, Fungi, Ascomycota, Eurotiomycetes, Eurotiales, Aspergillaceae.